This is a messenger RNA of Aspergillus pseudonomiae, 183 nucleotides long. RefSeq lists its product as uncharacterized. NCBI's taxonomy places the organism in Eukaryota, Fungi, Ascomycota, Eurotiomycetes, Eurotiales, Aspergillaceae. The transcript is spliced from 3 exons. The coding region runs from base 1 to 183 and encodes 60 amino acids. Gene Ontology annotation, biological process: mitochondrial respiratory chain complex I assembly. The record is from RefSeq and is a predicted model, not a curated record. Gene Ontology annotation, cellular component: mitochondrion.
AUGCCAUCAACAAGAACAAGGCCUAUUGAGAAAUUUGCAAAGGCCACGUCAAAAUGCUCUGCAGAGGCAGCGGCAUAUGGCAAGUGCAUUGUGGCUGACUACAAUUCGGUCCACAAAGACAUGUGUGCUAAAGAGUUCAUGAAGCUCAAAGACUGCUUCCUGGCAGCGUCGAAGAAGGUUUGA